UUAAUUGCAUUAAAUAUCAAUUUCCAUCAUUUUCAUCCAUUCUAACAAGAAAGACGAGUCAACUUGGAAAUUAUCGCAAAGCAAUUGAAUAAAGUAAGAGAAAAAAGAAAAUGGCAGUGAGCCACCUUAGUUAUCAACGCCUGAGUGAGUAAUUCUGUGAUCACAUCCUCCAACGGGAAAACUGGAUUCACACGCAACUUCAACAGUAUUAUUGCUGGAAUUGGAAAGAGGCCGAGCCGCUGUUACAAAUUAUUCAAAAAGUAGAAGAAGAAAAGGGUGCGGCGGCACAGACUUAUUAAUUUGCCCAUUCUAAAUCCUAACGAAUCCCUUGAGUUGAUUGCCCAGAACAGUUGCUUCCGCACGUGCAGAUGCAUGCAUCUCGAGAUGUUUAUGUUGGAAGUUGCUGCUGCUGCAACUUGACCCUUUUAUUUUUAUUGCUAAUAAUUAUCUUCACUCUCUCCGACUCAUUAAUUGGCCUUUUAAGCCCAAUUAUUUCGUUUAAUGGGCAGCUGCCAUUGCAAUCUGAUAAAUCUGAAGCCCACAGGCCCAAGCACAAGAGUAUCAGAGUUGUCUGUCUGCAAUGGUUGCGGGUUUAGCAGAAUUCAACUGAAAUAAAACCCUACAACGAUUUUUGAGGUUUCUUUUGCCGCUUCUACUAGUGGUAGAGAGACACGACCCUGUUCUCAAAGUACUAAGGUUGUAAACUUUUCUUGAAUUUUUGUGUAGAUGGAAGGAUUGAGUAUAUCGGAGGCUAAUUUGGUAGUGUAUGUGCACCCAUCACAAAGCAAGAAUGUUUCUCAAGCGAUUCUCCGUGAACUCAGCUCCUUGCUUUUCAAGUUCAAUGAAAAUUUUGAUGGUGUCGUACUGGCUUAUGCUUUUAAUGCUCCAGAUAAACAAGCAAGAAUUCUCUGUGGAGUUCACCCGUAUUUUGGUGUGAGACUACAAGCAACAAUGUUAGUUUUCUCUCCGAAGCCAGAUAUGCUUUUAGAAGGGAAGGUGGUGAAAGUCACACGAGAAUCCAUUCAUGUCAUUGUUCUUGGUUUUUCAUCUGCCAUUAUAACAGAUGAAGACAUCCGUGAUGAAUUUAGAUAUAAAAGGAAACAUGGCGAGGCUUUAUAUGUUAGCAGACCUCACAAGCAACAUGUGAUAAAGGUUGGGACUAUGAUACGCUUUGUAGUCAAGAGUUUGGAUGAGGAAACACUGCAUAUUUCUGGAUCAUUGGUUCCAACUCACACUGGAAGCAUUAGUUGGUUAGAGGGAGAUAUGAAAAAUACUACAACUGACAGUGGUAACAAGAAAAGGACACAGCUUGAUGGGGAAAUUGAAGUGCAAGAGGAAGGCACUGCUGGUGGGGAUACAUAUUCUGUAAACGGUGACCAUGAGAUUAAGAAGUCAAAGAAGCUUAGAAAUGCAUAAGGACCAUUGAAGGCUGAUGUGGGUUCCAGAUUCUUUUCUACACAUUAUUCUCCCCGUUACUCCAACUCUCUGACAUACAGUUCAAGAAAUUAUGUAACAUAUAUCUUGCUUGUGUACGUUUCUAGUAUCAAAUUUUGAGGCAUUGCGUUUAGUCCA
Ricinus communis (castor bean) is the source of this 1572-nucleotide messenger RNA. RefSeq names its product probable DNA-directed RNA polymerase I subunit RPA43. Gene Ontology annotation, cellular component: RNA polymerase I complex. The record is from RefSeq and is a predicted model, not a curated record. Lineage: Eukaryota; Viridiplantae; Streptophyta; Magnoliopsida; Malpighiales; Euphorbiaceae. The transcript has 6 exons. The coding region runs from base 727 to 1416 and encodes 229 amino acids. Gene Ontology annotation, biological process: DNA-templated transcription initiation.